Molecule: messenger RNA, 2174 nt
Organism: Prionailurus viverrinus (fishing cat)
Lineage: Eukaryota; Metazoa; Chordata; Mammalia; Carnivora; Felidae
Gene: KCNG1
Product: potassium voltage-gated channel modifier subfamily G member 1
Exons: 3
Coding region: 231-1787 (518 amino acids)
Biological process (GO): protein homooligomerization; regulation of delayed rectifier potassium channel activity; potassium ion transmembrane transport
Cellular component (GO): voltage-gated potassium channel complex; membrane
Molecular function (GO): protein binding; delayed rectifier potassium channel activity
Source: RefSeq, a predicted model, not a curated record
GGCGGAGGCGGGGCGGCCCUGGGUCCGAGUGCGGGAGCCGAGCCGGCCCGGGGGCCGAAGUUUGCCCGCGGCUCCGGGAGGCGGCCCCGGGCGGCUCCCGGCCCCUGCUCGCGCCCUCGCCCGGGACCCGCCGGCAGAGCCCAGGGGGACCGCGGCCGCGGCCGGGCCAACUCCGCCGCGGGGACGCCGUGACGGGAACUUGAGGCCCGAGGGGGAUGUGAAGGCCCAAAAUGACCCUCUUACCGGGAGACAAUUCUGACUACGACUACAGCGCCCUGAGCUGCACCUCGGACGCCUCCUUCCACCCGGCCUUCUUCCCGCAGGGCCAGUCCCUCAAGGGCGUCUUCUACCGCCGCGCGCAGCGCCUGCGGCCCCGGCCCCAGGACGCGCCCCGCCAGGGCUGCCAGCCCGACGACCGCCGGCGGCAGAUCAUCAUCAACGUGGGCGGCAUCAAGUACUCGCUGCCCUGGACCACGCUCGAGGAGUUCCCGCUGACGCGCCUGGGCCAGCUCAAGGCCUGCACCAACUUCGACGACAUCCUGAACGUGUGCGAUGACUACGACGUGACCUGCAACGAGUUCUUCUUCGACCGCCACCCGGGGGCGUUCGGCACCAUCCUGACCUUCCUGCGGGCCGGCAAGCUCCGCCUGCUGCGGGAGAUGUGCGCCCUGUCCUUCCAGGAGGAGCUGCUCUACUGGGGCGUCGCCGAGGACCGCCUGGACGGCUGCUGCAAGCGCCGCUACCUGCAGAAGAUCGAGGAGUUCGCCGACGUGGUGGAGCGGGCGGAGGAGGACGACGACGAGCCGCCGUCCAGCGGGGACCCCGGCAGCGAGGGCGCGGCCGAGGGCGAGGGCCGCCUGGGCCGCUGCAUGCGGAGACUGCGCGACAUGGUGGAGAGGCCGCACUCCGGGCUGCCGGGCAAGGUGUUCGCCUGCCUCUCGGUGCUCUUCGUCACCGUCACUGCCGUCAACCUGUCCAUCAGCACCCUGCCCAGCCUGCGGGAAGAGGAGGAGCAGGGCCGGUGCUCGCAGAUGUGCCGCAACGUCUUCAUUGUGGAGUCGGUGUGCGUGGGCUGGUUCUCCCUCGAGUUCCUCCUGCGGCUCAUCCAGGCGCCCAGCAAGUUCGCCUUCCUGCGGAGCCCGCUGACGCUGAUCGACAUGGUGGCCAUCCUGCCCUACUACAUCACCCUGCUGGUGGACGGCGCCUCCGCGGGCCGCCGCAAGUCCGGCGCGGGCAACAGCUACCUGGACAAGGUGGGGCUGGUGCUGCGGGUCCUGCGGGCGCUGCGCAUCCUGUACGUCAUGCGUCUGGCCCGCCACUCCCUGGGGCUGCAGACGCUGGGGCUCACGGCCCGCCGCUGCACCCGCGAGUUCGGGCUCCUGCUGCUCUUCCUCUGCGUGGCCAUCGCCCUCUUUGCCCCCCUUCUCUACGUCAUCGAGAACGAGAUGGCCGACAGCCCCGAGUUCACCAGCAUCCCUGCCUGCUACUGGUGGGCCGUCAUCACCAUGACAACCGUGGGCUACGGCGACAUGGUGCCCCGGAGCACGCCCGGCCAGGUGGUGGCGCUCAGCAGCAUCCUCAGCGGCAUCCUGCUCAUGGCCUUCCCGGUGACCUCCAUCUUCCACACCUUCUCGCGCUCCUACCUGGAGCUCAAGCAGGAGCAGGAGAGGGUGAUGUUCCGGAGGGCGCAGUUCCUCAUCAAGACCAAGUCGCAGCUGAGCAGCAUGUCGCACGACAGUGACAUCUUGUUCGGAAGUGCCUCCUCGGACACCAGAGACAACAACUGAGCCCAGAGGACACACCCCGCCGCCCCCACCGCCGCCGCCGCCGCCAGGAUACCCCCAGCUCUGCCUGCCCUCUGCGGCCUGAAGCUACUGCCGUCACUAUCAGAAGCCUCUUCAGGCACGUGCUGCUCUGAGCGCGGCCCUGGCACAGAACCGACUAGAGCCACACCCCGAGGAGGAAGCCUGCAAGGUCCACAGAGGAGCCCCUGCCACUCUGCGUCCACAAGUGAAGCAGAAGCUGGCCGAGAGCCCAGCACCCCCGCCACCCCCCACCCCCCACCCCCCAUGUCUGUUUCCCUCAAUAAGGAGAUGGCUUUGUUCUUUCCACCAUGUACAUAACAUGCCCAGCAAAGACUUGCUUCAUGGGCCUGCCUGGAGAAAAAAAUACAA